GUAAUGCAAUCUUGUCUAUGAUUAGAAAUGGCGACCAAAUUCUCGUAUUGUUUGCGUUUAUAUAUUUUUAACGUAAAUAAACAAAAACUUUCACUAGAAACAUACUGACAAAGCAACGAAUAGUAUUAAAUAGAGUUAGUUUACAUUUUAAGACAUUAAAUGAUGAAUAUAAACGUGUACGAUGUGUCGUCAAUUCAGAUGUCGAUACAACAGCCUCAGCAGGCUCCUGCGCCUCCCCCAGCGCCGCAGCCCGAGCCCCAAGCCCACGGGGACACGUCCACUAACCAGCCAGAGCCUCCGCCGCCUGCACCGGACGAACAAAAGCCAGCAGUCGGCAAGAAAAAAAAAGAGGCGAUCGAUGGCCAAGCCCGCGAACUCAUUUAUAAGGUCAUAAAAUUUUUCGAAAGCGAAAAACAAAACAGAGGCUACGCUUUCCCAGUCGAAAACGUCGUAAAACGAGCGUGUGCCGCGACCGGACUGUCCGAGAGCACUAUCAAAAGAAUAAAACGCGACGGUUUGCGCGCGGAAGCGACUCAAACGCGAAUGACCGGACCCAAGAAAAGAAGAGUGAGAAAGACCAAGGUACAAUUAGAUUAUUUCCAGCUGUGCGCUUUAAGAAGCAUCGUCAAUGGUUACUCGAUGCGUAAGGAAGUACCUACGCUCGGUAAGAUUCUGGCUGCUGCCAAACACGAGUUAAACUAUUGCGGCGGCAAAGAAUCGCUAAGAUUGAUAUUACUAAAUAAGCUAGGUAUUAAAUUUAAGAAGUGCGAAAAGAAGAAUAAAAAGCCCCCGGAACAGCCGCCCGUGCAGCCACAGGUACAGCCGAUACAAAAUAUGAUGCCACAACAACAGAUGCAAACUUACAAACCGAUAGAUACGCAGUGCGUUGUCUACACUCACAAUAUGAUGCCUCAAGUGCCACCUGUCUCGUAUUAGAUCUGGUAUAAACCUGGAUUAGCGUUUGGGAUGAUUGUUUUGCUCAAAAUGGUACAACUGUCACCUCAUCUUAAUGGUAAAUUCAAUCAGGCUUUUGCUUGGGUGUUUUGCCAUUUGUUCCCAGAGGUGUACUGGUACAAAUUGCAUGCUAACCUUGUUGAUGCAAAUUCAAUUAAUUAAAAUGGUCAUCCCAAAAUGUAACAAAAGUUAUUUUUCAUAAGCUUAACAACAGUAAUCCUACCCUAAAUAUGAUUGAUUUGAUUCAGAAAAUGCAGUUUUAAAAUUGGCAAUAUCAUAAGUUUUCAGAGGGCUUAAUCAAAUUUGUGUUUAAAGGGAAAGGGUAGUCCAACUGAGUUGAGAUUGAAGAUUUAUUCUCUCAAAAUUGACUGUCAGACAUUCAUGAAAUAGCUCAGUUCCUAUAACAGCUUAACAUCAAAUGAGCCAGUAGGUGAAAUAGUGAUAGAACCAGUUUAAUAUGUAAUUAUGUUAGCUUCAGUUACCUUAGAAAUUUGUCAGAACCGAACUGGAAUUUCCAAGUUAUAAAUAGAAGUUUUUUUUUUGACAAAUUUUAUUUUAACGAUAAUCAGAUUUUUAAUUUGAGCAUUAGUUUAAAUAGGCGUUGAAAGCUAAUCUAAUUUUUAUAAAACUAAUAUUGUGACGAAAGUGUUUUGUAUAAAGUAUUCUUAAUUACAUUAAAGGGUUUUUAGCUAGAAACAGGUUUAUACUAAAGUCGUGCGGUACCGUUUUUGGACCAGGAAUGUUGAAAGAGGGGGUUAGGUUCUACGAAUGAAUUAACAAAAUGUUGUGUAGUAAAUGCAGCUUAAUGUGGCCCGAUUCUUAUGACUCUCUCAUCACGGCAGAAUGCUAAAGGUUCGUCGAACAAGGGACAUCACGAGUUGCCUACUGUAACUGCCUUUAUUCCCACUUAACUCCGUCCAUUGUACGACGACCAGGAAAUCUUGAAAUCAUGGAGAUUCUAGUGCCGGAUGAUCGUGCAAUUAUCACUUACAAAUGACUACUUAACUAAAGUAGAUUUCAUGUUUCGAUGCCUCCAAUGAACACUACUCUAACUCAAAAUUUUGAAAUUUUCGUUUUUCACGCAAAUCGCUUCACUAUUUUAAAAGUAUUUAUUACAAAUUAUA
Molecule: messenger RNA, 2078 nt
Organism: Bombyx mandarina (wild silkworm)
Lineage: Eukaryota; Metazoa; Arthropoda; Insecta; Lepidoptera; Bombycidae
Source: RefSeq, a predicted model, not a curated record